GUGUCGGUCCAUUGUCGUUGUCAGUGUUGUUCUGUUCCUCCUCGUGAAACUCUAGGUUUUGCUCAUCAAAGAGCUUUUUGUUGUCAGUCGGGUCACUGACUUUAGGCUUGGCUUCCUGCCCCUUCUUGGAUUUUUGGACAUUGACUCCUAAUAAAAGGAUUUUAUGUUUUACUACGCACCUGCCUUGUUGUUGUUCUGGGUUUCUGCAUCUUGGGUCCUGACCUCCUCCUGGCUCAAACGUGACAGCUGCUGGUGAUUCUUCUGAUGGUAACGGGAAUAAAAUUCUCUCAGCUGAGCAAGGAUGUCAGAUGUCAAACUGCAGCUUGGAACUAUCCAGCAGCGAUUCACCUCACCUUCAAGCUCAGCCAUGAAUGGAAGGGCUCUCCUGCUGCUUCUCAUCGCCGGUGUGGCUGGUAGAGCACGGCAUCGCAGAAACUUGGUGCAGCUUGCGGAGAUGAUCAGCUGUGUUCAGCCUGGAGUCAGUCCUCUGAGGUACAACAACUACGGCUGCUGGUGUGGCCUCGGGGGGUCUGGAAAGCCCGUGGAUGGAGUAGACAAGUGCUGUAAGACUCAUGAUCAAUGUUACUCAACCAGCAGGAGUGUCCCAGAAUGCAGCUCUAUUGUUGACAGCCCCUACACCAUUGUUUAUGAUUACACAUGUUCUAAUAAACAGGUGGAGUGCUCAGAUACCAACAAUAAGUGCCAGGCUGCUGUGUGCAAGUGUGAUAAGGCGGUGGCUCAGUGCUUCGCUCGGAAUCCCUACCACCCCAAAAACAAGGACCUGGAUAAAUCCCACUGUGUCGACUGAGCCCCCCAAAAACUGCCUCAUCACAGUCUGGAUUUGUAGAUGAGGAGCAGUUUAUAAUAAAACUCUGUGACUGAUUUCUCAUGUGUGAGGACUGCUACCGAAUGUCAGACUUCCACAACCAGGUUAGAAAUGUUUACUUAAGCCAGAUCCACAGGAACACCACUUUAAAUAAAAGUCAGUCAGCAGCUUCGUGGUGUUGAAUGCAUUUGUUUUAUUGCACAUCUGAGAAGGUAUAAAAACUUUCAGAUGUUUACGGUCAAACAGGAGGAAUGUUGCGGCUUCACCAGCUGUAAAUGAGAUAGAAACCCUUAGAAAGUCGUAACUCGAUGUAAAUCUGCACCUGUUGGUGACGGUCUAAUUUUAUAUACAUCUGCAAUGGCCAGCUGACCUUUGAAAACACAAAAAUAAACACAAGUCAUCUGAUUUUAUAGCUACUGAGCUCAAACAUGGUUUCGUAUUGCUAAGAGUCCUUCUCAACACACUCAGAGUUGUAACAGAUCUUGGCCUAUUGCAGAAAAUUGCUCUAUUUUAAAAAUUUGCUAUAAAAAUGUUAAAUCCAAAACGUUUCCACAUUAAAUGAUCUUCAUUUAAAACUCUGGCACACAGGAAACAAUGUGCAUUCCUUCAAAUGAUGCAUUCCUUUAUUAAUGUCCUUAAGCAUUAAUACUUAACUGUUUAGGUGAGGACGUACUUUCAUUUGGACAUUUCUGUUUGUUGUUGAGGUUCAGAAAGAGACACAUAAAACACUUUGCUAGGUAUAAAACAUAUAGGCGUGGUAGUGCUGGUGCAUUCAUUAGUGUGUUCUCUGCAUGUAAAGUGAGUUAAAAAGAUGAUUUACAGGUUUUUGUGACAAACGUGGAUCUGAUGAAGGAAGAAUGAAUCCUAAUCUCACACCGUAGUGAGUCUGAACAGACUGAUUUGUUAAAAAAAAAAAGUUUAGCAAAAAG
Nothobranchius furzeri (turquoise killifish) is the source of this 1755-nucleotide messenger RNA. RefSeq names its product phospholipase A2, group IB (pancreas) (gene pla2g1b). Gene Ontology annotation, biological process: phospholipid metabolic process; arachidonate secretion; lipid catabolic process. Gene Ontology annotation, molecular function: calcium ion binding; phospholipid binding. NCBI's taxonomy places the organism in Eukaryota, Metazoa, Chordata, Actinopteri, Cyprinodontiformes, Nothobranchiidae. The record is from RefSeq and is a predicted model, not a curated record.